Symbiodinium necroappetens is the source of this 1839-nucleotide messenger RNA. NCBI's taxonomy places the organism in Eukaryota, Dinophyceae, Suessiales, Symbiodiniaceae. The record is from the annotation of a GenBank genome assembly.
AUGCUGGCCGCUGCGUCGCUCCUGCAAGACCCCUUUGCCAGCUCGCCUGCCAAGCCUUCUCCCAGCAUGUCUCAGAGUGCCAGUCUGAAGUCGAACAGACAUUCGAGAGCUGCGGGUGGAAUGGAGCCGGGCUUCAACGAGCUGAUGCAGCAACUCGCCGCGCAGCACAACAAAGAAAUCCAACAGCUGAAGGUGCGCCUGGAUCUUGUGCAAGCCGAAAACCGGUCGUUCAAGACUCGGAUCAGCGCUGUGACGGGCGCGACCGGCAAUAGGUCGUCGGCGCGGGCUUCGGAGUUUUAUAUGGAUUCCAGGAUCACAGACAACCUGAGCGAGGUAGGCGACAGCCUGAACCCAAGGGACUUCGAAGAAGAUACUUCGUCAGCCCCAAGGCAGACCACCGAGACGGCGGAGGUGGCGCAGGUCGUGCCAGACGAGAGGACGGUUUGCUCUGCCACGAAGACGACAUCCGUGAGGACAACCCAAGCCUCGUUGAUGGAUGGGAGGACAGAGACGGAGAUGUUGGCAGGCGAUGAGUCUUUGGCGCUUCAGCCGAAGACAAUCGAACUCAACGAUGUCUGGACGAAGGCAUCCUUUGGUGCCCGAUCGAAGGGCACUACGAAGACGUUGGGGCAGAGAAUGCAUGCUUCGGAUCGUACAAACAGCAUUGAGGAGCUCACCAUCGUUGGCAUGACGCAGGGCAUGAUGCGGCACGUGAUCGGCAACCCGACCAGCGCAAAGCGCAUGGCAUGGGAUGCUAUUGGUGGCAUUAUGAUUCUCUAUGACAUCACUACACUACCGCUUAUGGUGUUCGAAGAUGUUGACAGCAUCGCCACAGACAUUCUGGGCUGGAUUGUCCUGGUGUACUGGACCCUGAACGUCGUCAACUCGUUAACAUGUGGCUAUCUGCAGAACGGAGUGGCUGUCAUGAGUCCGAAGGCCAUCUUCCUCAGAUAUGUCACGAGAACCAUUUUCGUCGACAUGUUGACACUGGUACCCGAUUGGACUGUGACGAUUUUGCAGCUCAAUGCCUCGCCGGGACAAGAUUUCCAAGAAGCUCGACUCCUGCGAGCUCUUCGUGCAUUCCGCCUCACACGUCUGGUUCGAAUCGUCAAGCUACGAUGGCUGAUGGAAGUACUCCGAGACUACCUGGAUUCGGAAUAUGCCAGCAUCAUGUUCGAGAUUGCGAAAAUGAUGGCCCUGUUGUUGGUCAUCAAUCAUGUUUUGGCUUGUGCUUGGUUUGGCUUGGCACUUCUGGGCAGCGAGAUUGGCUGGCGAGACUGGAAAUCAUCCCACGUGCUGGACUAUGACCACGCAGACAGCUGGUGGCUCUAUGACUAUCUCACCAGCUUACACUGGUCGCUAUGCCAGUUCACUCCAGCAUCCAUGGAAGUCCAGCCGUCAAAUCCUAUCGAGCGUGGGUUCGCCACAUUGACGGUGCUCUUCGCUUUGAUCGCACCUCGGACGCUCAUCGUCGGUGUCGGCAGCAUCACAGGGUCGCUGACGCAACUUCGGAUGAUGUCAGAAGCAAUUACGCGGGAGACACUGAAAUUGCGACGGUUCUUGCGCAGAAAUGCAGUGCCCAUCGGGCUGUCUUUGCGCAUUCGUCGGUUUGUGGAGUUCGAGCUCCGGAGGCGACAGCAGCCCGUGAGUCAGCAGAGUGUUUCCUGUUUAAAUGUUCUUUCUGAUCAGCUUCAGACAGAACUCGGCUUUGCGUUGGUGCAGCCUACGCUGGCCACACAUCCCAUCUUCGAGAAUCUGAUGCGGUCCAGUGGGGGUGCGAGCCUGCUGGAAAGAGCGAGCCAGGGCUUCGAAAAGAAGACGCUGGCGUUGGAUGAUUGG